Molecule: messenger RNA, 750 nt
Organism: Lactuca sativa (garden lettuce)
Lineage: Eukaryota; Viridiplantae; Streptophyta; Magnoliopsida; Asterales; Asteraceae
Product: translationally-controlled tumor protein homolog
Cellular component (GO): cytoplasm
Molecular function (GO): calcium ion binding
Source: RefSeq, a predicted model, not a curated record
UGGGAAUUAACAAAAAGAAUCCAGAAUCCAAUAAACCCUCACCUCACCUCACCCUAUAUAUACUCGUUCUCUUUCCCACAAUCUCCACUGUUUCUUUGCUUCAAACGAUCCGAGAGGUAGCUUCCAAUCAUGUUGGUUUAUCAGGAUUUGCUUACUGGUGAUGAGCUUCUUUCGGAUUCCUUUCCAUACAAGGAGAUUUUAAAUGGGAUUCUUUGGGAAGUCGAAGGAAAGUGGGUUGUUCAAGGAGCUGUUGAUGUGAACAUAGGUGCAAAUCCUUCUGCAGAAGGAGGUGAAGAAGAUGAAGGCGUUGAUGAUCAAGCUGUGAAGGUUGUUGACAUUGUUGACACCUUCAGACUCCAGGAGCAACCUCCAUUCGAUAAGAAACAGUUCGUUGGUUAUAUAAAGAAAUACAUCAAACAACUCACCCCAAAACUAGAUGCAGAGCAACAAGAGUUCUUCAAGAAAAACAUUGAAGCUGCAACAAAGUACCUCCUCUCAAAGCUCAGCGACCUUCAAUUUUUUGUUGGAGAGAGUAUGCAUGAUGAUAGCAGCAUUGUGUUUGCUUAUUAUAAAGAAGGUGCAACUGAUCCAACAUUCUUGUACUUUGGUGUUGGGUUGAAGGAGGUGAAGUGUUGAGAGUUUCUAUUAUUUUUAUGUACUCUUAAAACACUUAAUCUAGGGUUAAGUUGAACAGUUAAAAAGUUUGGAUUGUUACUGGUAUUUUGAGUUGAGUUUUUUGUUAUCUUGGAA